Messenger RNA from Onychostoma macrolepis, 1191 nucleotides. RefSeq lists its product as uncharacterized. The record is from RefSeq and is a predicted model, not a curated record. The transcript is spliced from 3 exons. Bases 348 to 1142 code for a protein of 264 amino acids. Lineage: Eukaryota; Metazoa; Chordata; Actinopteri; Cypriniformes; Cyprinidae.
AUUAGUACAUACAAAUUGAGAGACAUCAUUACAGAAUGUUUAAUAAGAUGGCAAUUUCAGAAGAUGCAAAAUAAUGCUUCUGGUUCAUUAAAUACAGAAUUCACUUUCUCUUUAAUCUUAUUGUUGUUGUUUUUGUUAAAUUGUUGUGUCCAUGUGCAAUAAAUCCAUAACAGUGUAACCAGUUUACUAACAAAUGAGUCCUCUGAGCUUUUUUUUUUUUUUUUUUAAACAAUCAUACAUGACAAGGUAUAUUGACUUACUUGCCACCCACUUAAAGUACUAAGACAGUCUAGGUAGAUUUUUUGUUUGUUUGUUUUUUAAGAUAUGUCAGCAGGAAUGUACUUUACAUGAUGAAUGCUAUACUCAUUUGCAGGCAGUGCAAGAAGUCAUGUGGACGAAAGAGGAAAAGCAUAAGGACCAAGUCCAUUUUUUCCCAUUCCCACGCAAGCCUUUUUAGUUGGAUGAAGUAUAUUCACAGAUUUUCACAGGGUCUCCAUAUGCGACAGGUGGAUAUGAUGCUAGAUGACAUCUCAAAUAGCAGUGCAACGCUGUCCAAGAUGUCCAUGAAAUUGCGAAGUGUGUGUGUGAGAAGUAUGCGGAGGCUCAGGGAAAAAAGAGGACAAAAAGUUGGUGGGCUCAACAUACGUGUACACAUUGACGAAAGCAAGUUUCGCCACAGACGAAAAUAUGCCAGAGGGCGUUUUGGAGGUGCAUGGAGAAGGAAAAGCUGGGUAUUUGGCAUGGUUGAGAUUUUGCCCUCCCGGAAACCAGUAUUGCGGUUGGUGGACAAAAGGGACAAGACAACUCUUUUACCAAUCAUUGAAAAACAUGUAAAAAGAGGCAGCAUCAUUCAUAGUGAUGAGUGGCGUGCAUACUCAGCUCUUUCAGAGAGAGGAUACCAACACCACACAGUGAACCACAGCAUUAAUUUUGUUAAUCCAUCGACAGGGGUACAUACACAAAACAUUGAAAGGGCAUGGGCAAACUUCAAAAGGGAAGUGUGGAGGUUGUGUGCAAACCGGUCAGAGAAGGCUCUCAAAAACCAUCUAAUAUAUAUAGAAUGGACUUACUGGUUAGGCAGGAGACACAGACGGGGGAUUCUCGAAAGGCUUUUGCAUGACAUCAGUCAGUUCUAUAACUGACUCUUUUUAUUUUUAUUUUUUAAGUUCAUGUUUCUAACCUUGUUGUGUU